CCAAAAUCCUGCACUUGCCACUGGACAGACAAGAGGUCUGUAUGCACCAGAUCUCCCAGGAGGAUAGAAAAAUAUGCAAGCAUCAUUGGAACCAGCAGUGACACGUGUCGGACAAAGAGGCAGGCUUGCUAUAAAUGAAACCAUGGUCUUCGCAGUUGCUAGUUAACACAGUAUGGUGAGAAGCUGACAGUACUGCCUAGAUACAACUGGAUACACUGCAGGUGCAUAAUGCUACAUGGUUUUCCGUGAACACUGCCAAUCAGCACAAACAACAAAAACAACUUUUAGGACAACCUAUUGUGAAAAUGACACGCAAGAUCUUUAAUACAAGGGAGCGGUGGAGACAGCAAAAUGUCAAUAGUGCAUUUGCUGAGCUGAGAAAACUAAUUCCUACCCAUCCACCUGACAAGAAGCUAAGCAAGAAUGAAACUUUAAGGCUGGCUAUGAGAUAUAUCAAUUUUCUCAUUAACAUCUUGGCAGACCAAGGAAUAACAAAAGCUGGAGCAACCUCUCAUACAAAUAUUUGGGGAGUUUUUGAACCUGAGCCUCAGUUUUCAAAUAUAAACCAUUGGACGGUAAUAGACCAGAGCAGCGACCCUUCUCCUGGAACAAGCAGCGACACACAAGAAUGUUGGUCAUUAGACCCCUCACCGCAGCACUGACUGACUUGAAUCAAGUGUUACUGGACUGCAAUGAACAUUUUAGUGUUUCUGUGGGUCUACCUAUCAUAUUUAUAUAACUGUUAAAUAUCAGUUUGGUGAAGAAAGACUUUGGACUUUUCACAAAAUGGUAAUUCAGUUGGAUAUGACUCCUGAUUUCAUUUUUUAUCCUAGUAUAAUAGAAGUGGAUUACUGGAUCUGCACAGGUCUUUGUCAACUGAAAAGAAAGCAGUCAUCAAAUGGCUUUCAUUUUCCUGCAAACUGCUAAGUAUUGGUGGAAGACUGUCAUGUCAAGUAAAAUGUAUGAUGUGGUUACUUAUUAACAUCUACAUAUAUUUAGGCAGCUAACCCAGACGUGCACUUAUAUAUACCUCUGCUGGUAGUCAUAAAGCACAACUGUUAAGGUACCAAUGGCAUCAACCAACAGCUAGGCAAAUGAUGGCUGUUCAUUUAUUAUAUAAAAGUACACCAUGUAAAGAGCAUUCAUUUGCUCUAACCCAUAACAGAUUUUCAUUCCUCAGCCUUCCUAACAGUCCUCUAUGCUGAUUUCCGAUUAGUCUCCACUGUUCACUGAACAAUAUUGAAUAUUUUAUACUGUAGUAGUAUUCACCAAAUGUUUUCAUACUGCAGACAAGUAAUAGGAAUGCUAUAACAAAACACAGUAGGAGGUUAGAAUGCAACACAAAAUCUGUUUAAUUUAAGAGCGCAAGUUCAGUUGAGUUUAUUAUUUGCCUAAUAAUGUACCGAUAGAUAUUUAUUUUGAUGGGUGCUUUCUACUAUUUUGGUUAAUUUAUUUUAAAGCACCUAAUAUACAGACAUAGAAAGUACCCAUUUUAAAAAUGUGAU
Rana temporaria (common frog) is the source of this 1505-nucleotide messenger RNA. It is a transcript of the gene TAL2, whose product is annotated as TAL bHLH transcription factor 2. The coding region runs from base 306 to 662 and encodes 118 amino acids. Gene Ontology annotation, molecular function: DNA-binding transcription factor activity, RNA polymerase II-specific; protein dimerization activity; RNA polymerase II cis-regulatory region sequence-specific DNA binding. The record is from RefSeq and is a predicted model, not a curated record. Lineage: Eukaryota; Metazoa; Chordata; Amphibia; Anura; Ranidae. Gene Ontology annotation, biological process: regulation of transcription by RNA polymerase II. The transcript has 2 exons.